Nothobranchius furzeri (turquoise killifish) is the source of this 726-nucleotide messenger RNA. RefSeq names its product transmembrane protein 80. The record is from RefSeq and is a predicted model, not a curated record. NCBI's taxonomy places the organism in Eukaryota, Metazoa, Chordata, Actinopteri, Cyprinodontiformes, Nothobranchiidae. Gene Ontology annotation, cellular component: ciliary transition zone. Gene Ontology annotation, biological process: non-motile cilium assembly.
UGUAGGUUGUAGUUAAUCUUCCGACCACUAGAUGGAGACGUUUGCGUUUACAGAUUCAAAGAGAAAAAACAAAAUGGAGAUCCCCGGACAUGGAAGGUCCGCGGGUUUGCUGUCUUCUGUUAUUCUGCAGCUGCUGCUCUACCUGACCGGCGUUUACUUUGUCUUCUACUUCCUCUUUACUCUCGGAUUGCUGAUCAAAAAGAGCUUGAUGCUGUCGUAUCCUACUGACGCUCUGGUCUGUGAUGUUUGUCUGCUGCUCCUCCUGGCUGCUCUGGAGCUUCUCCAUUUCUUCUGUGGUGUUAAAGGUAACCUAAUGGAAAGCAAAAGCUACAUCCUGGGUAACCUCGUUGUUACGGCUCCAACUAUAUUGUUGACGGUCUAUUUCCUGGUGUGGCAGUCCUACGUGAUGUUCAUAGACCAAAUCAUCAGCAGCAUCUUAGUGGUUGUCUACGGCUUAGAUGGAGUGCUGGUUUUAACCAGACUUGCAAGUGUCUACUCAUGAAGAAGUUAUUCAUCAUCUUGUUUGGUACAACUGAACUUGCUGAUUUUCUACAUGUUUUUACUAUUAAAAAAAAGACAUCAAAAUAUAUUUUUACCAGUUUUGUCCAGUAGAGGGUAGAAUUGUUUUAAUAAUAAAUAUGAAGUGGAACCAAAACUGACUGAAAUGUGCUUCAACCCUUUGACUUCCUCUAUAAGAACAAAAGCGAUGCAAGAAUUCCUCUUUAA